GCCUAUUUCCUCCCUUGCCAAGCCACGGUGAGCUCCAAGCAUCCAGAGAGUAUCAACCGAACAGAGUGUCAAAUUUGUGCCUGUGUGCGUGACAUAGAAAAGGAGAGAUGCCGACGACGGACUGGGGCCCAAUCAUCGUGGCGAUGGUGCUGUUCAUCCUGCUGUCGCCGGGGUUCCUGUUCCAGCUGCCGGCGAGGGUGAGGGUGGUGGAGUUCGGCAACAUGGGCACUAGCGGCUUCUCCAUCCUCGUCCACGCCAUCCUCUACUUCUGCCUGCUCACCAUCGCUGUUGUGGCCAUCGGAGUGCAUGUGUAUGCCUCCAAACCCGGUCCAGCAGGGUAAAUAUGUGCCUACUCUCCCGGCCAUUCAUGGGGUGCUUUUUUGUUUGAACAGGGGCAGAGGCUCCAAGGCCCGAGAAGCUGCCAUUCAUGGGGUACGGUGUUGUGUUGGUGUUGGAUUCCUUUGAUUUUUUUAUUUAUUUUUUUGCGGGGAUUCCUUUGAUUUGUUUGCCUGUCUUUCUAUCUUUUGAACACGGAACUAAGUGAGAAAUGAAAAUUAUAUAUGUAUACAUGUGUUGUUUACAAAGACGACAUGCGUGAUGCAUCCAGGAUUUGAGCAAAUUGGUUCCUAUUUAUUUUUCUUCACACUCGAGGUUGGGUGAUCAGUUUAUUUCUUAGGAGACCUUCUGAAGAGUCGAGCGCUCAUUUCUUCAGUGGCGUUCGGUGUCGCAUCACCUUGACAACUCUUCUUCCCCUCGACGGUGACUGAUGUUCAAAAAUUGAUAUUGUUUCGUUUGGUCCAUUGACAUGUCUGCCCGAGCUAACGAAAUGUCAUCCCCAGAUUCUAACACCCCCCCGGAUCUCGUGUCGCCCCUAGGGGGGGGGGGGGGGGUCCGCGGAUGGCGCCACAGGUGUUAGCCGUCCCUACCGGCCGUAUGGGUGGAAGAGGAUCGUCGCUGCUCCAGGUUGCUCCGUUGUUCUCGGCUAAUCUAUGACUGUUGAAGUAUAUAUGUGUAUUGCAUAGCUCUUUCCAUCAGUUUGGACUUUAAGUUGUGUUGGAUAGUGCAUGAAGCUUAGCACCGGCCUCCUCUCCCUCGAUGUGGUCCUCCUCACCAAUCUGGUCCUCGCUCGCCGAUCUAGUCAAUGCUCCUUCUGGGACACCAGGUAUUUCAGCUAAGGUAGGGUGGUGGACAUCUGGGGGGGGGGGGGCAUGGUCCCCCAUGCAUCGACCCUGAUGGGCGGCUCUCCUGUGUCGAUAUCCUUCUUAAGGGCGUGUCGGGCUUCCCUUUCCGCUCCCUCCUCCUCCUCCUCCUCCCGAUCCUGAGGCGAAAUCAUUGGCCUUGUUGGCUGGAUGGCAAUGGCAUUCUGGCAUCACGGUCCUCCCUAGAGGCAUCAUUCAAGAAAAGGGUGGGGGUUGUGGACCUAUUGCGAGGUGUUUAGUGGUGACGCCGGUGCUUUGCUCUCUAGAAUAUCUGUUAUCUUUCACUUUUUAAUCAAACUUUUGCCUUUGUAAUUGACAUCAUUGUAUCCUAGCCGGUUGAUGGCUUCAUUAAUUUGAAGUUGUGCAUUUAUGCUUUUUCUCUAAAAAAACAAUGCCUGCAUCAUAUGAUCGAAGACAUGGGAAAAGUGAAGCACUAGUUGGAGACCCGCUCAGACGGACAUUGAGCAUACCAUGACCUAGCCGUCAUCAGACGUAGCCACACCCCUGGAAGGCCUCCUCCAAGCGGGUAGAGUGAUAGGGCAGCAUGGAUGACACCCCCACACCAUCCCCUAUUGUGGCUUCGCUCUCUCCCCGUGCAGCAGCAAAAUCCCAACAAAGCGACACGGAUUCCCUCACAGCUAGGUAGAUCAAACCAUCGCUCACCACUGACGGACAAGCGGGAUGCACGGUGAAAACAAAAUUUUGUGUCUAGAAGCCAUGCGCCACUACUAGU
Messenger RNA from Triticum aestivum (bread wheat), 1932 nucleotides. RefSeq lists its product as uncharacterized. The transcript has a single exon. NCBI's taxonomy places the organism in Eukaryota, Viridiplantae, Streptophyta, Magnoliopsida, Poales, Poaceae. The record is from RefSeq and is a predicted model, not a curated record. Bases 108 to 341 code for a protein of 77 amino acids.